AGCCUCCCCCAGUGGGGCAGGCCUGGAGAAGAUAUGCAAUUACAGACUUUUACAUAAUUGUUGAACUUUAUUGAAAAGGUAAGCUGGCCUUAUGCCCUCUCUCCCUGGAGAAUUCACAGAUCAGAGGGCUGUGUCUGUCCUGUCCCCUGCCUGCAGACAGCUGAAACUUAAAAUAUUCUGUGCAAUCUAAGGCUUUUUAACAGUCCUCCAAUAUACCCAGCACAAGGCCUCCCUUGGGAGAGUGUGCCCAUGUAUAACAACACUGAGAUUCAGUUGACUAUCUCUUUAUAUUUCUUCCAUUUUUAGUGAAAAUGGAGUUUGACUGCGAAGUCCUACUCUCUUCAAACUAUAAAGACUAUUGGGGGAAAAUCUCUCUCUCUCUCUCUUUUUUUUUUAAGACAGAGUCUCAAGCUGUCAACCUGGGUAGAGUGCUAUGGCAUCAUAGCUCACAGCAACCUCCAACUGUUGGGCUCAAGCGAUCCUCUUCCCUCAGUUUUUCUAUUUUUAGUAAAGAUGGUCUCUCUUUUUGCUCAGGCUGGUCUCAAACUCAUGAGCUCAAGCAAUCCACCUUCCUCAACCUCCCAGAGGGCUAGGAUUUCAAGCGUGAGCCACUGCACCUGGCCUAGGGAAAAAACUUUUUCCCCAUCUUUAGAAAGGGAUGGCACUAAAGUUUGACCUUUGGCAUCUGUGCUGGUGCUGAUAAUCUGGGCCACCAGCUUCCUAGCUGCUGCUGUGUGUCAAGUCAAUGACCCUAAUCCCAAUCAUGCUUGUGAUGACUCUUAGGGUGGGCCAGCCUCUGCUAGGCAGGACUGGGAAACCCUGGAUGCAGGGCAUAAGGAUAUUUAAGACUUGCUGUUCUGAUCCCUCUGGAUCCCAUGGCCCCUAAGUACCUCAGAGCCACUGACAACUGCUCACUGCCCUUGUAGUCUAGAGAAGUGGAGGGAGCUUUUUCUCUUUCUCCAAAGGUGGGCAAGCAAGAAACAAGGGAAGCUGGUCUUAGCAAACUAGGGUUCUGUGGCCUCUGGAGGCCAUCAAAGGCAGAGAGGGCCUUGGCUUAUGAUUCCAGGGCCUCAGUAAAUCAGAGGCUGGAGGUCAGUCUCAGGCAGGCCAAGAAGGAGUUAACCUCCAAGGAGAACACAGUCUUCUCCCAGACUGGAGGCCUGUGCCCAGCUUUGCUGCUGCCAACUCUGGGAAGAAAUCCUGGGAUCUGUAGUUUUGCCACCACCCGCCCCUGGCCUGCCUGUUUAUCAACACAGGCUUGUAGACUACAGUUCCCAGAAACCUGCAGAGGCUAGGCUUUGGGGAAAGAGGUGGGGUAGGAGGCUGGGUGGCGGCCCGAGGGAGAGGGAAAGGGAGGAGGUGGGGAGAGAAAACUCAAUUCACCCCCUUCCUUUUUAAUUCUUUCUCCUGGUGUGUCUGCUCCACCGCCCGAGCUAAUCCCCCAAAUCCGGUCUCCUAAGCCGCAGCUGCUUCCCUACGCAGUGAUGAAUGGCUCUGGGAGGGAAGGUGAAUUCAUAUUUUAAUUACUGAGGCGCGGUGCUGAGGGAGCAGGGGAGGGGGCUGAGGGCUCAGCUUUGUUCUAGAGGUGCCAAGGGCGCACCCUCCUCCCUGGGUCACUUCUCUUUUGCCCUUUACCUGGAGUGGGGGGUGGCUGGUAAUGAAAGUGGGGGGUGUCUUGCUAGAAGCUCCUCUGCUGCUGCCUUAGGAAGGGAUUUGCUUGUUGGGGGGACAAGGGUAAUACCCUUUUUUUGUUUGUCAGAGAAUUCUGGCAUGUCCCAACACUUGUAUAUAUCUUCCACCCCCCACUGCCGCCCACUUUGAUGGAGGACCUUGCCAAAAUUGGACACACCUAGGAGUUGGUGGUCUGCAAGCCUGGGACCCUGGCUUUCUCUUCAUCUUGGUUUCUAGCCUGCUCUGAGUCCCCUCUUCUUGCUUCUACAUGCUCAAGCUGCCUCUGUCCCACAGCCCCAUUUUUGCCUGAGCUGCUAAGGUGGGAAGACCCCAGAAGGGCAUCUCACAUAAAGAGGAUAUGGGGGGCCAGGCCAAGGGAUGGGGUCUGCAGGAGGCUGGGGAACCCUUGGAGGUUGAGGAGGAUGGAAGCUCUUGGUUCUCAUAAAACUGGCUGAGCAGAAGAUCUGUACCCCCAGAUCCUGGACCAUUUUGGACCCUAGCUGGGGGAGAGCCAGGGCUAACAGCUUGCAGUCAGAUGCAGCCAACUGUGGGAUAGCAGGAGGUUUGUCCAGUGUCCACCCCCCUCUCCUUCCUAUUUUGGGUUUCUGGGGGCUGUUUUUCCAUUUCUUAGUCCCUCCUGGACCGUGGACAUAAAAAUGGAGGUGGAGAGUGGGAGGGGAGUUCCCACCAAGAGCACAGACCAGUGAGGAAUGGACCAGGUGCUAGACGAGAGCCCCACCCCCACAAGUAGGCACAGUAAGAGGAGGGUCAUCAGGACCUGACUUCUCCAGGGAGCAUCCAGCUGGUGCUGGAACAUUGUGCCAAGUGUGAAGGGACAAAGACAGGGAAGAGAGUCUACAGGACUCCUGCCCAGAAAAAGCAGAGAGGAGCAGAGACCACGGCCCUGGCAGAGAGGCUCCCAGGUACCUGCUGGUGGGGAUUCUGAGGGAGGAGGAGUGAAAUGGGAUAGAAUGCUCUGUCCUAUGUCACCCAUUUCAGGGGCUAGCCCAGAGACGUGCAUGCUGCAGACAGAGCCCAGGCUGCCCCAGCACUUAGAGCUAUGCAUCUUACAAUAAGGACCCCUUCAGGCCCUCAGAGAAGCAGAAGGACAAUCAGAGCAUUUCAGAUCAAAGAGCUCAGCAGGAUAACCAGGCAGUCUUCCUGAUACUUUCUACCCUUAGAUAUAAGGACCUGGGACUCCCACAGAGAUAGUCAGCCUGGGCCCCUCUCAGUAGCCCUAGCCCAGCUCCUGAUCAGUUUCAUUCAACUCUCCUCUGAUGUGCAGGCUCUGGUUCCUCCCACAGCCACCCACAACCUUGCUCGGUGACAAGCUGAGCAAAAAAGGAGGUACAGUCCUUUUUUGGACUGUACUUAAGGGGGAGUAUACUUUGCUGUUUUCAAGAAACAACAGGCAUCGGAAGGACAGUGGGGUGAAGGGGAAGAGGAGGAUCUAUGCACCCUAGGACCAAAGCACCUGAGCUGCACCAAGACCUGGGGUGGGGCUGUGAUGGUCAAAGCUACUUACCUGGCUUGUUUUGGAGGUGUGUUCCUUUCCCAGAUCAGCCUUGUUAUGCCUGUCAAUUUCUCCCCAUAUAUUUUUCUAUAAUCAAGGCUGUUUUGUUGAUGGUACCCUUGGCAUAUACCCCCAGCAAAGGAAGUGCAGUUACUGAUUGCAAGAGAACCUACCUGCUCUCCCUGCCCUUCUUCCUAAUCUGGCUAGAAUUCCCAGUGUCCUUUCAGCCUGUCAGGUUAAUGGUCUUAGUGUUGACUAAUUUCCUGGUAUUCUGAAAUGAGGAACUAGAAGCCCAGAGAGAUAUAGCCACUUGCCCAGGAUGACACAGCAUGUCAGCAUCCGAGCCUAGAAUAGAACCCAGGCCACCUAAGCCCCUGUUUGGAUUCCUUUCUCUAGGUUUGUCACAGGAGGGACCCAGAGAUAGCUGCAGUAGAUAGAUCUAGAAAUAUAGUAGUUGUAUCUCGGUUCUGUCUAUAUAUAUCCUGGAGAUUGCUCUCUGCUCACUAUAUAUACUCCACAACAGUGGGUGUGUAAAUGGUGCUGGAAAGUGGGUUAUUAAAUAACCAGCCUACCUAACCACGCUGACUCAAGCUGGGCCUCCUGCCCAUCCAGCUGGCCAGUGGAAAUACAUUGCACCUAUUAAUUACAGCUAUUAGCUAUAUUACCAGGACGUGGGGAGGGUGAAAAAGGGGAGAAUCCUGAUAGGACCUGGCUCUACUGUGGACACUUUGCUUAGUGUGGGCCUCUGCUCUGCUUGGAGAAAAAUGAAGGAAGUUUGUUUACAGGGGCAAUAUCGACCAGACUUGUGCAAGUACCCAGACAGCCACCAUCUGGGCUGUGCCAGGUUCCUGAGAAACAGUGGAACUACUUCGCAGGUGUGCCUUGCAUCGGGGGCCGGGACAUCCUAUGCAGUCUCUAUUGCAUGAGGGGCUGGGGAAGGGAGGUGCCUCGUUCCUCCUUAACCCAAGCCCCUCAAACAGAGCCUCCUGCUCCCCUCCUUUCCCUCAGCACUUGGGCUUCACUUACCUGCCUACCCCAGUGUUCUUCCUGAGAGAAGUGAUUGAGACCAGGCCCAGGAGGCAGGCCUGACCUCCAUCUGGGUGCUUUCCUUUGUUCCCAGCUUCUCUGCUUGAGCUCACUUGAAUGUACUUCUUCUGCCUUCACGACAGCCCCAGGGGCAGAGCAAGGGCAGAGAGGUGAACUGGAAGAAUCUGCAGGUGGCUAAGGGAAACCUAAAUGAGCAUUUGGAGGAAGACAUACUCUGACAGACUAAAGCUGCUCUCCUCAGCCCCCUCCCAGACUGCCAGACUGCCACAGAUGCCAGAGUGGCCCUUGGCUCCUGUGCUGAGUGCUGGGUCAGCCAGAGGUAGAAGGGACAAUGUGCCCCCUGGGACCAAUCCAGCCUCAGCCUCUACCGCAGACUUACUCACGUGCCAGGGGAGAAACUGUAUCUUUACCUUUCUGUACCUACCGCCCAAACCCUUUGCCCAGCAUAGUUGCUAAAUAAAAUAGCUUAAUGGCUAAAAAAAACUCUUUGCUGCCUGUUCUCUGCAAAUCUCAGGGUUUGUGUUGCUCUGAGCAGUUAACGGAAGUGCAUUAAGCUCCCUAUAGGUUUUGCUAAGGGUGUCAGACAACUCGGAGUUGUAUAAGGAAGGGAGAAAUCUGGGACUCCGUUCCAGCUAUCAAAGUAGAGGCUAUGCUGGAUGAAGGAGUUUCCUUGAAUUGCCCAAAAUCCUGCACUAGGAUCACUGGAUGUGUGGCCUAAAGGAGCGAGUGGAACCCCUAACUUGAACUUGUGUUAGGUGGCAUAGCCAAAGUGUAUUUUGAGCCAGCUCACUUCCUAUUCCCCAUCACAGGUGUGUGGUCAGGAGGUGAGGCCUAAGGUGGGAAGGGCCCAAAGGAGGCAGCAGCUGGGCUUCCUCUGUCCUGCCCUGGACUCACUCAGGCUCCAAUUCGAGGGAUGACAUCAGCGCCACACAGAUCAGGAAACACAGAUUUCAAAGAGGCUGUUGUUUGGUGGCCAUCUCUUCCCCUAGCUGGUGUGAAACAGCUCAUAGGGCCUGGGCAGCCUCUGGGAGUGGCAGUGACUCUCUCCAGACCUGGAGUGUUCUGGGAACAUUAACCCCAGCUUGCUUCUCUCUUCCUGCCUUCCUCCUGCCCCUUCCUCCUCCCCUGUCUUUCCCUACAGAUCUCCUCUGGUGAGCAUCCCCCAGCCUGGCCUAGGGCAUGCCCCAGUUCACUUUCGCCUGCUUCUGUGGCCUCCACGGCUUCUGCAAGAUGAAGAGAAAGAAGGAUGAAGCUCACAGACAGCGGGAAACAGCAGUGUGAGCAGAACCAGGGCCCCUUCAUCAGCUCCUAGCAGGACCUGGGCCUGAUGGCGGCCGCUUCCGGCUGGGGCUUAGAGCAGGAAGCCAUGUGUGUACAUCUGAAGUCUUGAUUUAGCUGCCACAGCCUGAUGUCACCUGGAGAGCCUCAGCCUCCUGUGUGCUUCCCGGCCUUCUUCCUUGUGCCCAUACCCAUUAGCUUCCAAUCCUGAGACCUCCCUAGAGAGAGGCUCUGGUCACACAAGGGGAAUCCCAGGAUUUGCCCCCUUGCCUUCCUGAGACUGAGAGGUCCCAUGGGAAGCCAUGGAGUGACAUUUUCCUGCCCUGAGAGAUUGGGGACUGUUCUCAGGGUAACUCCUCCCAAGAGGGUUGUGCUCCCUCAGGCUAGGAGAGCUGUUGCUAAAGGGGAAACUGGCUACUCGAGCAGAGAGCCUCCAGCAACCCCUGACCCUGGGGAGGCCUCAGGUAGGUCAGCAGGGCAGAGCUGUGAGUCAACCACCCCCUAAACCCAGGAUGAAGACUCUCCUGGGACCCUAGGACCAGUAGUGCUCCCAGCUUCCUCCCAGCCCAGGUGGGGCCGGGCCUGAGGUGGCCAGCUGGUCAUGAGUAGGAGGGCAGAGGCACCAGCCCUGCGUCUCUCUCUGCCUCUGCUCUCCCCUGCACACCAGGAAACAGUCUCCUCCAGCCCUUGCCCUGACCCACCCAUAUCCAUAAUGUCUGUGCCUCCUUGGCAGCACCACCGAUAUGGAGAGGCCUAUUCCUCAGGCCCCAACUCCCCUCCUCAGGGACUGUCUGCUGGUGGCCACACUGAAGGACCGUGGACUAAGCCGUGCCCACACUUUGUUCUUCCGUCUCCUUGUCUCACCCCUGCCUCUUCCUUCUCUCCUCAGAAGCCACAGAGGGGAUAUACUUGCGUGUGGUGCCUUCAGGGGAAACUCUUGGGGUAGAAGGACCUCUAGGAUUUUCCUUGACUUUUCCUCUGAUCUCCUCAGAGGAGAUCAGAUCUCCUUGACUUUUCCUCUGAUCUCCCA
Molecule: messenger RNA, 6539 nt
Organism: Nycticebus coucang (slow loris)
Lineage: Eukaryota; Metazoa; Chordata; Mammalia; Primates; Lorisidae
Gene: BLACAT1
Product: BLACAT1 overlapping LEMD1 locus
Exons: 1
Coding region: 5411-5512 (33 amino acids)
Source: RefSeq, a predicted model, not a curated record